GUCUUGACUAUGUUAUUUUUCUGAACAACUGAUGCCUGAUUUUUUAGUCACCCUCUAUCGUAGUGUGUGUAAACAAACAACACGUGAAAAAACAUUGAAUAUUAAAGAUCGAUUUGAUUGAAACAAAAUGGUGCGAAAAUUAAAGUAUCAUGAGCAGAAAUUGCUUCGAAAAGUGGAUUUCAUCAACUGGGAAGUGGACAACAAUCUCCAUGAGGUGAAGAUCAUGCGGCGUUACGGCAUCCAGAAACGCGAGGAUUACACCGUGUACAACAAACUGUCACGAGAAAUACGAGAUAUCGUGCGGAGAAUCAAGGAGUUGGAUCCAAAAUCUCAACACCGGGUCGAUAUGAGUGCUCAGUUUCUGGAGAAAAUGUAUCAAAUCGGUCUAAUUCCCACCAAAUGGAAUCUUGAACUGUGCGAUAAGAUCAACGCGUCCAAUUUUUGUCGGCGAAGACUUCCCGUUGUUCUGGUGAGGAAUAAGAUGUGCGAAAAUAUCCGAUCGGCCAUUCAAAUGGUUGAGCAAGGUCACGUCAGAGUUGGACCGGACAUGGUGAAGGAUCCGGCCUUUUUGGUCACAAGGAACAUGGAAGAUUUUGUCACUUGGGUGAAUGCGUCUGCGAUUCGAAAGAAGAUGCUCGAGUACAAGGAAAUGCGUGACGAUUAUGACAUGUUUAACUAAAAUACAAAUAUAAUAUUCUCCUA
Tigriopus californicus is the source of this 702-nucleotide messenger RNA. Its product is annotated as U3 small nucleolar ribonucleoprotein protein IMP3-like. NCBI's taxonomy places the organism in Eukaryota, Metazoa, Arthropoda, Copepoda, Harpacticoida, Harpacticidae. The transcript has 2 exons. The record is from RefSeq and is a predicted model, not a curated record. Gene Ontology annotation, molecular function: rRNA binding; structural constituent of ribosome; snoRNA binding. Bases 128 to 679 code for a protein of 183 amino acids. Gene Ontology annotation, cellular component: small-subunit processome; small ribosomal subunit; Mpp10 complex. Gene Ontology annotation, biological process: rRNA processing.